Molecule: messenger RNA, 2515 nt
Organism: Astyanax mexicanus (Mexican tetra)
Lineage: Eukaryota; Metazoa; Chordata; Actinopteri; Characiformes; Acestrorhamphidae
Gene: sh2d4a
Product: SH2 domain containing 4A
Exons: 9
Coding region: 311-1558 (415 amino acids)
Cellular component (GO): cytoplasm
Source: RefSeq, a predicted model, not a curated record
AUAGAGCACAUAGACAGACAGAGGCAGAGACAAUAGAUUAGCAUCUGCUUCUCAAACCUCAUUCAGUCUUAUUUCUUGGUUCAUUUCUUGUUAAGCAAGAUUAAUCCCUAGGAAAUAGGUGUGCCUAUUAGAUAGGUACAGGAGUGCAUAAUUAGCUUUGACGUGCUUUACUGGCAAAGGCAGUAUUGGAUUGUAAUGGACGGAGUAAUGGAAAAGACUCAUUGAGGAGGAGUUGAGCUGCUUCUUCUGUGGUUCCAAACUGGGCCCUUUCACAAUUCUCGACUGAGGACUGAGUUACAGGACUGCAAACAUGUUGCAGCAGAUUCUGAACGACAUGUACAUUGAGCCAGAUCUGCUGGCAGAGCUGAGCGAGGAGCAGAAGCAGGUUCUGUUCUUUAAGAUGAGGGAAGAGCAGGUCCGGAGGUGGAAAGAGAGAGAAGCAAAACUGGAGAAGCAGGAGGCUGGAAAAGGGAAAACAAAAAAAGUAUCAAAGAAGACAGUGUCAUGGAUGAAGAGUUCAGACAACGAUGUUUGGGUUUGGGUUAUGGGAGAACACCCUGAUGAUAAGACCUACGACCAGAUCUGUGAUGAGAUCAUGGCGGAGAGAGCAGCUCUGCAGGCGCAGAAAGAAGCAGACGAACUCAGAGCUAAAAAAGAGGCUGAACUGGAGAAGCGGUUCUCUGGUUUGUAUCUGGAGCAAGAGGAGGCAGCCAGAAAAGAGGAGGCCCGGAAGGCAGCUGCCCUGGAGCAGAGCAGACAGGAGGAGCUCAAGAAGCGAGAGGCGGAGGAGAGGAGGAAAGCUGAAGAGGAGCUAAAGAGGCUGGAGGAGGAGAGAGCCCAGCAGAUCUAUCUGGACCUGAAGCAGGUUAAUCACCAGAAGAAAGGGCAAGACAAGGAGGAGAAAGCCUGGCAGGACUCAUUGCGUAAAUCCAAAGCGGCUGAUCAGCGCAGACGAUCUCUGGCUAAACAGACUAUAGACGACCACCGCAGGCGUUCGGUGAAAGCCCUGGAAAGAGGGAAAGUGGCAGCUAUGAUGAAAAAUUUUGGAGCAAAGAAAUCUGCCCCACCUCCUCAGCCCAAACCCAGAAACCUCACUCUGGCCAGCGAACCCAUUCAACAGAAGCCAGGUAUGCACCGGUCGCUGUCGACGUCCAGCAGGGAGGAAAUUAUUCGCUGGUUUAAAGAGGAGCAGACACUCAGAGUUUGUUUACAGCAAGACGAGAGUCGAGUUGCCCCCUGGUUUCAUGGUAUUAUUACUCGUGAGGAGGCGGAGGAUUUGCUGAAGUCAGGCACCGCUGGAAGCUUCCUGGUCCGUGUUAGCGAGAGGAUAUAUGGAUAUGUUCUUUCUUACAGAAGCCAAGACGAAUUCAAGCAUUUCCUCAUUGAUGUCACAGACGGCUGCUUCAUGCUGCUGGGAGACCAGAUCAAGUUCACUUCUCUGGGAGAACUAGUGGACUACCAUCAGGAGGAGCCUUUAACUCCAUCUGGAGGGGAGCGGCUGGUGAAUGCAUGUGGACAGAAGCCUGGAACUGUGGACUAUGCUGAUCUGUUCACCUGAGUGAGGUCCAGCCUCCAAAACUCAGGGACUCUAAGACGUAACCUGCUCCUCAGGUUUUUUAAUACAACAGGAUUCCUUGCUUUUCCAAAAGCAGAUCUUGAAGGACUGUAGACUGAACGUGUGUUUUUGGUCAUGCCUUCUUUGCCAAGUAUUAAAUAAUUAUUAUAACAUUCUGAUUUGGGCCGUUAUCACACCUGCACUUUUAGUUAACUUUUAGUUAAGUUGCACUCUUGGUGCAAUUCAUUUGAGCAGAUAUGAAUAGAGAAAUCACACUCGAAGCAAAACACCUGCUGCGAGAACUUUCUUGCUUCCAUCCCAGAUAGGUCUAUCCAAAAGACCAGAAAGUGGAGAGAAUAUUACGUUUAUUAAUGGACAAACUCUAACUCUAGGUUGUAAAAAAACCCCUAAAUCAAUCACAGUCUAAAAAAAAUCUGCAUGAUGAAAAUAUUCCUUUCAAUUGUACAGGAAGUCACCAAGUGCAUUUUAUGAUAAUAGGAUGGAUUUAAAGGUUUUAGUUUUGCAGUUUUUUUUUUUGCCACUGAUGUAUUUUACUGCGCAUUUGCCUUGGUCAGGUGAGCUAGUAAUGUGGUAUUUCUUAUAGAUUUUUCUGUUAAUUAAUGUAGGAAUUGAACUUACUGUGUUCAGUACAAUUUGAACAACACAAAAACAGACAUGUCCCCUGUCAUUUUCUGAGUUUGGAUCAUGUUUUAUCUUGAUGGCUGAGGUAUCAAACCUUCUCCCAUUGGAGAAACUCACUUUUGAAAUCCACAAUAGACACAAAGAAUUCUGUAAAAUUCUGUACGAUCAAGUUAAGAGCACCCUAGAUAAGAGCACCUAAAUGCUUUACAGAGUAUUUUGGUUUGUUUACCACUUUAAAGUUACUACAUGAUUUCUUAUGUGUUCCUUCAUAGUCUGGAUAAUGUAGAGGGAAAAAAAUAAAAGAAAACUUUGUCCAAA